AUGCCUUUUUUUUUUUUCUUUCCUGGUUCCCCUCAACUGCGCAGCGCAAAGAGCAACUGGCUGACUCCAUCACCAAUUUCGAACAAUACACACCCCUGCAAUCCCGCACAGCCAAACAACACCGACACCAUGGCCGACGACAACAUUUCCAUCUACGACGAGAUCGAAAUCGAGGACAUGACCUUUGACGAGGACAUGCAAAUCUACCACUACCCCUGCCCGUGUGGCGACAAGUUCCAGAUUGCGCUGGCCGACCUGCGCGACGACGAAGACAUUGCCGUGUGCCCCAGCUGCAGCCUCAUGAUCCGCGUCAUCUUUGACAAGGACGACCUCCCGAAGGACCCCGAGGACGACCCUGAGCCGGCCCUUGAGGAGGCUUCCGCCCAGAUCCCCGUUGCCGCCUAA
Colletotrichum gloeosporioides is the source of this 405-nucleotide messenger RNA. RefSeq names its product Diphthamide biosynthesis protein 3. The record is from RefSeq and is a predicted model, not a curated record. Gene Ontology annotation, biological process: protein histidyl modification to diphthamide. The transcript is spliced from 2 exons. Gene Ontology annotation, molecular function: metal ion binding. Bases 1 to 405 code for a protein of 134 amino acids. Lineage: Eukaryota; Fungi; Ascomycota; Sordariomycetes; Glomerellales; Glomerellaceae.